This is a messenger RNA of Conger conger (European conger), 1099 nucleotides long. RefSeq lists its product as uncharacterized. The record is from RefSeq and is a predicted model, not a curated record. NCBI's taxonomy places the organism in Eukaryota, Metazoa, Chordata, Actinopteri, Anguilliformes, Congridae. The transcript has 9 exons. The coding region runs from base 196 to 867 and encodes 223 amino acids.
UUUAAAGUGUUUCCACUUUUACCAAAAUGGAGAAAAAGAAAGACUGCUACCAAAACUUAUCUGGAAGUAACAUUUUAUUUGUAUUCGUCAUGAAAGUUGCACUGUCCGGAACAUUGCGAUAGCUUAGUGCUCGGAACACGCACAAGCCUACGGCACCAGGUGACAUCUUCAAAACCACAUACAUUGAAAGAAGAAAUGGCGUCGCAACCAAGAUGCAGGAACAGUAGGAAGGUAAAGCGAGAAUGGAGCUCCAGCUGGAAUACCAGGAUGAAAGAGAUUGUUGGCCUUCUUCCUAUCUUUAUGCCAGCCAAUGGGCGUGUGCUCACUAAGAAGGAGACCCUGGUCCACAUGCUGCAGUAUCUGGACUUCCUCCACAACUACAUCCAGAGCUUCCAUAGGAGGCAGCCUCCUCGCUGCUUCCCACGGACCCAAGAGAGAGAGAAUUGUGGGUACCUGUCUUCGGCUGCUCCAGCGGAUCCCUGCUUUGUCUUUUCGGAUUGCAGAGUCAGUCAGAACAGUAGCCCCAGCAGUGGGAUACUGGACUCCCCCCCAAGGUCAUCAUGGUCACUGUUGCUGAGAGACCACCUGCUGGACUCACCUAUUGCCCAAGGCUCCUCACCCAGAUAUGGCUUUAUGCAGCCCCUGCAGGCUGUCUGUGAAACUGAACAAGGCCUGAACCUCAGUCCCUCCCUCCUCACCUCCCCUGCCCAUGGACUCGAACAUCUUCUGCCUCAGGGCCAGGAGCUGCAGGUACUGUUUGAAGAUGUAUGGGUCACCCCCAAAUCCAGCUCCCCCAAGGUGCCCAGCCUACCAUGUAAUUCCUCAAUGGAAAAGCUGGCUGAGAAGCAGGGAUCAACUAUCUCGUGAGAGGGUACUACCAUGGACGUGGUCAUUUCCUCUGGCACGAGAACCUCUGUCUCAGUCUCAUGACCAAAGUCUUGAGCAGCACUAUCAACCACAAACGGAGGCUCGACACUUGGUCUCUCUUUCAGAAAUGGAUCAAGGGUGCAGGCUUCUUUUAUAAAUUAAUGUUCUAUGUGGUUACAGAACAUAAAAAACAUAAAAAGUAACUUAUAAGUUUGGUUUAUUCCUUUUUAUA